AACAAACGUCAUUAUGACCAGACCUGUCCAUUUCGUAACAUGAAUCGGAAGCUGCGGGUGUACGUGCCGUCUGUUUCUCAAAACCCCGGUACUGACGAGGCGAAGAAGACGCCGGGCAAAUUCUCCCUGGAUUCUCUGACCAGGAGAAGCAAGAACGUGUCUUCUUCCUUACUGCCUCAGCGUCUUGUGAAAAGAUCUAAUUUAUCAAAGGGAACUGAGCCACAGACAUCGCCAGAACACGAGCCGACCAAUUUGCCUGGCAGGGACACCAAAGGUCACCUUGCUGCAGACACCAUGAAGUACGGCAGCAGCAAGAACCAACCGCUGCAGAUCAACGGCAUGGUGGGCAGGAAGACGUCAGGCACACACGGGGAGAAGUUGACAUCGUCCAGCCUGCCCCCGGCCAUGACCAUGAGCAACACCAGCUUCCCUCAGCUUAGCCUCGGCCCCAGGGGCAUCAGCAACGUGGAGACGCUACCCCAGCUCAGUAACCUGCAUGGGAACCUGGUGUCCACGCACACGGCUAGCGAGCAGGCUAGGUUACAUCGGCAGAAGACACACAUAGAUCGUGAUCAGGGUAAAUCCGACAGUCCUAAGAAGGAUGCAAUGGGCCACAGAUUACCACUCACGCCUGGAGAAGCCCUCAAAUUCUACCGGGACCGACUGACGGCCUACGAGCAAUCGGAGAUUUUAGACCACACCGACAUCUGGUUCCUAGGAGCUGAGGCUAAGAAGAUAGAAGGCGUGCAGGGAGCGGCGCAGAAUAACGGAUAUGAUGAUGAGAAUGGCUCCUACACAAAGGUGCUUCAUGACCAUCUAACCUACAGAUACGAGAUUCUGGAGGUCAUCGGCAAAGGGUCGUUUGGCCAGGUGGUCCGAGCUAUGGACUACAAGACGGGAGACAUAGUGGCAAUCAAAAUCAUCCGAAACAAAAAGAGGUUUCAUCAUCAAGCACUCAUCGAGGUGAAGAUACUGGACGCACUGAGGAGGAAAGACAAAGACAACUCAAACAACGUCAUCCACAUGUUGGAAUACUUCUACUUCAGGAAUCACUUAUGCAUCACGUUUGAACUACUAGGGAUGAAUUUGUACGAGCUGAUCAAGAAGAACAACUUCCAGGGUUUCAGCAUCGCCCUGAUCCGACGCUUCGCCUACGCCCUCCUGGGCUGCCUCAAGCUCCUGCACCAGGAACGCAUCAUCCACUGCGACCUCAAACCCGAGAACAUCCUCCUCAAGCAGAAAUAUCAGAACUCCAUCAAAGUGAUUGACUUCGGCAGCAGUUGCUACGUCAACCAGAGAGUGUACACCUACAUCCAGUCGCGUUUCUACCGAUCACCAGAGGUCAUUCUAGGUCUGCCCUACGGGAUGCCCAUUGACAUGUGGAGCUUUGGCUGCAUCUUGGCUGAACUCUACACGGGGUACCCGUUGUUCCCGGGAGAAAAUGAGGUUGAACAGCUUGCCUGCAUCAUGGAGGUUCUAGGAAUGCCACCGUCAAACAUCAUAGAUGAAGCACAAAGGAGGAGGCUAUUUUUCGACUCCAAGGGAAAUCCCAGAUGCAUCACCAACAGCAAAGGGAAGAAGCGACGACCGAACUCCAAGGAUCUCAGCUACGCUAUCAAGACCAACAACACGCUGUUCCUGGAUUUCAUUGAGAGAUGUCUAGCAUGGGACCCAAGUCAGCGGAUGACGCCGGACGAAGCCCUUCAACACGAGUGGGUCCAAGAGGACAAGCUCUACAAGUCCCACGCCAGAGAGCUCACGCAGCAGCAAAUCACCCGGACGUCUACCACAAAACCCAAGCAUCACUAUCACCACCACCGUCAUCCACACCAUCACCACCAUCAUCAUCAACCUAAGGCUGAGACGGAACAGCAGUCCGGGGAGCCGGACCCCGUCGCUGCAGCCUCGCAUCAGCACCAGGAGGUGCAGCAGCAACUGCAGCAGCAGCAUAAGAAUGAAGAGGGCGUGCAGCAGCGACACGCCAAAGCCAGCAAGCAUCAAGUGCAGAACAACUCAGACAGUGAAACAGUCCACAGAGGUAAAGAGACUCUAGAACGCAAGGUAUCCAUGAAGAAAAAGAGUGCAAAGGCGAAAGAAUCUUCCCACAUAAACCCACCGAAAGAAGCUCAUCAACUCACUGAAACCACAGAGAAGCCCGUCAACAAAGUAAAACCCCUGGUAGUUGAUGCCGACGAAUUUUUAGAAAAGGCACCAUCAAUCACAACUGAGGACCUCAAGGACUCAGUUAAAGACUGCAAAGAGAGAGACUCUGAGAAAACAGAGGACCUGCCUACUAAGCAGUUCCUGCCACCGAUCGUAUAGCAGUUGGAUAACGAUGGACAAACCAAAUGUGGCUUUGUGGAUAUUGCACCGUCAAUCACAACCGAGGACCUCGCACUUGUAAUCACAACCGAGGACUUCAAUACUCAAAAACUGAAAGGAGAGACUCAGAGAAAACAGAGGACCUGCCUACGAAGCAGUUCCUGCCACCGAACGUAUAGCAAUUGGAUAUACAGAUGGGCAAGCCAAGAUGGACAUUGCACUGUCAAUCACAACUGAGGACCUUGAGCUGUCAAUCACAACCAAGGACCUUGCACUGGCAAUCACAACCGAGGACUUCAAUACUCAAUCAAAGACUGAAAGUAGAGACUCAGAGAAAACAGAGGACCUGCCUACUCAGCAGUUCCUGCCGCCGAUCCUUUAGCAAUUGGAUACAGAUGGACAAACCAAGAUGGACAGUGCACUGUCAAACACAACUGAGGACCUUGAGCUGUCAAUCACAACUGAGGACCUCGCACUGUUUAUCACAACUGUGGACCUCAAAGACUCGGUCAACGACUGCGAUGAGCGACUUGGAGAAAAAAGAGGACCAACCAACCAAGUAGUUCCUACUACCGAUUGUCUAGCGUGUGGAUGUAUGCGAUGCACAUGGAAAACCACGGUACGGACGUAACGUUGCGCGCAAGUACGCCCUCAUUGGUGACCGAGAUAGAAGUGUUGAAGGUCAAGCAGCGCCGGCCAUCUACUGAUCAUGGUCACAGUCCAUAUGUACGAGAACCAGUGUGGUAGUGUAAGCAAGCCUUGUGCUCCUCCAGUGCUCGCUUGAGUUAGCCAAAAAGCUCCUCUAAUGAUCCUGGUUUAACUCGUUCAUUGACAGUUGCCAGUCCGGUAUUCCAACUGUGCAUGUUCACAUCAAAAUUGGACAAGUUUCCUCUUGGGAUAAACAGUUUGUCGUAUGCGUGCGAAAUCAUAACGGUUACCAGCAAAAUUUUAAAGGCAUUGUCUUGUUCUAAAGAAAUUUGUUAGCGAAGUGUUUAAGGUGUUUUGUAUGCCCACCUUUUGUGCGAACAAAAGUUUCCAUUGUCUUUUUUAUUGCAUGAGAAAUUGCAGAAUGUUCGGUUACCAUGUCCGCCAUAGACUUGUAUGCAAUUAUCUGCCACGUUUAUCCCUAGUAAAAAUCGUCGCCAAUCUUGUUAUGCACGUGCGUAGUUGGAAUACCGAUUUGGCUUAUUGCAGUUCUUUGUGAAAAACCUACCUUAAUGCAAGUGUCCCUUCUAAGACGGCAUAAUCCUCGGAUAUAUAUCCGUCCCCAGAGUUGUUGCAGGUUCAGCGUCUAUUGGUACUAAUCAAGAACUAUUUAGCCUUACCCAGGAUAGCCAAGAGAGGGCGCUGUUAUUUGGAAUGUCACCAGUUGUGCACUUUUACUCAAGGGACUUUGUGUCCAUAAGAAGAUGAGAUUAAUAAGCAUGCGUUGUGUGCUGUUUGCACCACAUAAAGUUCGCGUACAUUAGAACAUAACAGUGUACUGCCCUCAGUUUAUUGUGAAAUUGUCCCUAUUUGACCACAAGAGGGCAGUAUAGGGGUGGAGUCCAUUACUGCAGGCCACCACCAUUGCAGUCAUCAAAAACUUCCAUCUAAGCAAGAAAGUUAACGAAGAAAACGUGCAAAGAAAAAGCUCUAGCAGCAUGUUUUGUGUGGCUUUUAUAAAAGGAAAAAAAUAUUUAUCUUGUUGAUAUUGUUCACAUUGUUUCGAGGUUCUGAUAUCAUGUGCCUGUUCUCUGUAAAUACAAAUUGUACAUUUUUAACAGCGCAUUUACUAAAAAGGAAAAAAAACAUUGUGUUCGGUCUGUACAUAUCGCACAUUAUAUAUUUUUUGAAUAAGAAUAAUUCAAGAAGUAUUCCUUCUUAUACUGUGCAUUUUAAUGUUCAAAUGUUUCUUAUAAAUUAACACCCCUGUACAUAGACAUUCCAAAGGUUUUAAAAUAUUGUUUAUUUGUACUUUUGCCAAUUUUUAUUUUUUAUCGUAUUCCACCUUUGCUCACCAAUGUAAAAUUUCUGUGCAGUCAGUUUUUUAUUUAAACGUGUUAAUGUGCUAAUUGUAUGGCUGCUCAAUUUACAUUUACUGGAAGGUUUUGCUUUGAAAAAAAUAUUAAUGUUUGCUUACUUUGUUCGUUCACUAAGAAAAAAGGUAUUGAUUCAAAUUAUGCAAAGGCUCGUAUUGGGAACAAUCAGAAAAACAAAUCUCUGUAUUCACUUCAGCAAUACAAACUUGUCGAUUCCAAUAAUGUGCAAGUUGUGUUUACAGUUCAAAGUGGGGUGAUACCACUCUGUCAUUGCCAUUGAUCGACCAAUCAGGAUUAAGGAUACACGUUUGCUUGAAAAAAAAAAAAACGAGAUAUAGGGUCCUUUCAUUUUGAAAGUACAUGUUCAUGUAUAUGGUGUUAUGUGACUUCAUAAUGUUUACACUGUCAGUGUAACAAACCAAAAAUAGCGCAGGCAAGUUUGUUUCUGGUUCGAUCACCCCCAGCAAGGUUUUGUUUUGUUAAAUUAUUAUUUGGUAUCGCCAGAUCUGUUCACGGUGAUUUCAAUUAUUAUGUCAAUUUUUUUGCAUGCAAUAUUUCUGUACGUGUGUGUUAUAUUCGCUUCACAAAGCUAUGGGAAUAUCCAAAUGUUCUAUCUGCAAAUUUGCUGAAAAAAAGCUUUGUAUUCGUCAUGCAUUUUACUUUGAAUACUGAGACUUAAAUGUCCAUUGGACAUAUCAAAAACAGGCAGUUUCCUUAUUGGGCAAUCGUCAAGUUUUGGAUGCGUUUCAUAUAUUCCAUAUCUCCAACUGCUAAAACUGGUACUACUGUUGCAUUUUCUUCUAAAGUAUGGUUCAAAAUGAAGACAAUCUUGAUCUCAGUUGGUAGAGCACUGGAACGGCACUCUGGAGGGCGCACCUUCAAAUCCAUGCUCGUCAAUUUCAGUCCCGUCAACUUUCAAAAAAAAAGAAGAAAGCUGCUUGAGGCUGCAAGGGUUUUUUUUUUACUGAUAAACAAUGUGUAAGAAGUAAAAAUAGAGCGGAGAUAUAGAGGGGUCCCCAACUUGACGUGUGCUCCUUAUGUGUUAAUUAAUAGUCUGUUGCCCCAUACAUCCAAGGAAUGUUCAGUGUUGAAUUUGUACCUUUGAAGUUGUUAAAAAGGUCCAGUGUUCGUUGUUUUAUCUUCAGUGCACACAUCACUACACUUCAAUUGCAAACAAAUAAAUACCACAAAAUGUACCUAACUUUCUACUACUGUGAAUGCAUUAUUUUGUGAAAGUUCACUUUUGCUGUUUUGUAUAAGAUUUAAAUAUUGUGCAAGAUACCCGGCACUUCGUUAUAUUA
Patiria miniata (bat star) is the source of this 5644-nucleotide messenger RNA. It is a transcript of the gene dyrk4, whose product is annotated as dual specificity tyrosine-phosphorylation-regulated kinase 4-like. Gene Ontology annotation, cellular component: nucleus. The coding region runs from base 40 to 2322 and encodes 760 amino acids. The transcript has 14 exons. Gene Ontology annotation, biological process: peptidyl-threonine phosphorylation; peptidyl-serine phosphorylation. The record is from RefSeq and is a predicted model, not a curated record. NCBI's taxonomy places the organism in Eukaryota, Metazoa, Echinodermata, Asteroidea, Valvatida, Asterinidae. Gene Ontology annotation, molecular function: protein serine/threonine/tyrosine kinase activity; ATP binding; protein serine/threonine kinase activity.